AUGGAAAACGAAAAUCAGAUGUUUCAAUUGGACCAUAAUACCCUUUCACGCCACUGUCCCUGGCAAGCCGACAACCCUCAACCAAUCUCCCGACAACAACGGCCCACCGAAGAAGGUCUCCAAUGGGGGUCAGAUCCCAGCUUCUGCUAUCACGGCUACUCUAGCCCCAUCGGCACCUGGACAGAGGAGCGGCUCGUGCAGAACCUGAUGCGGAACAUGGCCAGUUUCUGUGUCACGAUGGAUAUUGGUUUUAAUAUUCCCGAAAGCAUGGAUGAGCCAUCUCAAAAGCCUAUACUGAGUCCAUCGCAACUGGAUGGGUUCACACUUCCCAUGUUCCAGCCCUCAAUGAUCCCACAAAACGAAAGACUCUCCGAAACACCAUCCUCGCCAUCCUUAUCCCAAUCGAGCCAAGGCCAAAUUCUCUCCCCAGAUGAUACCGAAUGCACACAACGAGCAAGUUGUGUCAAAGCCAGGAAUCGGUCUGGGCAAAAGAAGAGAAAAUGUGUACAAAAGCCGGGACAGAAACUGUGCCACUGUCGAUCGGAAAAGAAGAGAAGGGAGCUUGUUAGAGACCGAUAUAAGGAACUUUGUCGCAUUGUGCCAGGGCUUGAGAAACAGGAGUACACGAGGAAAUAUGUUCUGGAGGAGGCUGCAUUGUGGAUACAAAGAUUGGUCCAGGGAAAUGAUGCUCUUCAUCAACAACUAGGGCACUUGAAGGAACAGGAGAAGUUGAAACAGUUGCGGUUAUUUCCUAUUGAGGAAGAAGAAGAAACGAUCUAA
Messenger RNA from Penicillium expansum, 780 nucleotides. RefSeq names its product basic helix-loop-helix domain-containing protein. The coding region runs from base 1 to 780 and encodes 259 amino acids. Gene Ontology annotation, molecular function: protein dimerization activity. The record is from RefSeq and is a predicted model, not a curated record. Lineage: Eukaryota; Fungi; Ascomycota; Eurotiomycetes; Eurotiales; Aspergillaceae. The transcript has a single exon.